Paramecium tetraurelia is the source of this 1506-nucleotide messenger RNA. RefSeq lists its product as uncharacterized. Gene Ontology annotation, biological process: transmembrane transport. The record is from RefSeq and is a predicted model, not a curated record. Gene Ontology annotation, cellular component: membrane. Gene Ontology annotation, molecular function: xenobiotic transmembrane transporter activity; antiporter activity. Lineage: Eukaryota; Ciliophora; Oligohymenophorea; Peniculida; Parameciidae. The transcript is spliced from 5 exons.
AUGUCUGAAGGUGACUUGAAUAAAAGACAACUCGAAGAAAAAACAGAGGAUUCAAUAUCUAAAUUAUUAAUUAAUUUAUUGGCUUGCACAUUUCAGACUGUUUUUGGUUACAUAUGCUUAGAUGUUUGCGUUUCUAUCAGUUUACAUUAUAUUGGUUAAGAAAUAAGCCCAACAGCAAAUGCUGGUUAUGGGUUUGCAUUGACUUGUGUGUUCAUUUUAUUAACUCCCUUUGGCUUUGGAUUAAAUCAAUCAUUAAACAUGCACACAUCUUAAGCAUUAGGAGAUUAAAAGGUUUAACUUGCUAAACGAUUUUUUAACAUAAAUUUAUAUGUGAUGCUUUUUAUACUUGUGCCCUUAGGAGGAUUAUUGUUGAUUUUAAAAUACCCCUUGAGUCUAACGAUAAGAGAGGAUUAAAGAGAAGCGACAUCUGAUUACUCUUAAGAAUUCUUGUAUUAUUUGAUACCCGCAAUAAUUCUUGCUUUAGAAUUUGAAAGUGCAAAGUGCUUUAUGGUUGCACAUAAGGUCACAUAUCCAUUUACAAUUAUUCAUUUUUGCACUUUAGCAGUUCAUUGGUUUUUGUGCUGGUUAUUUAUUGUAGAAUUUUAAUGGGGUGUAUCUGGAGCAGGAGUUGUGAUCAUUAUCACUGAAGUCUUGAAUAUUGUUGGAUUAGUUUUAUUCGUACAAUUCACAAAUCUUAAGAGAGAAAUAUUUUAAGGGACGAAAAUAAUAAUGGAUGUUCCAAGAUUUAAAAAGUUGGGAAUAUCAUAUAUAAAAACAUCCAUUCCCAUAGUUCUCCAUAUUUAUUCAGAAUUUUUUGUAUUCUUUUUAUUGUCCUUCAUUGCUUUGAGUUUAGGUGUUUCUGAGAUGAUAGCUCAUAUUGGAUUACAAAAUAUGUGCGGAAUAUAUUUUAGAAUUCCAAUAAGUUUAUCCAUAGCAAUGAUGUCCUUUGUAGGUUCAGAAAUGGGGAAAGGGAACAUUAAAAGAGCUAAGUUUUACGUAGCAGCAGGUUUAGUUAUUUUUGCUGUUGCUUGUGUGAUAUGCUCGAUUUUGAUAUGGUUUUUUAGAAAUUAAUUGGCAACAUUUUAUGCUUCGGAUUAGGAGGAAAAUGAAUUGGCUGCCAGAGCUAAGGAGAUAUUUACAGAUACAGUGCCUUGGUUGAUAGGAGGAAUGUUAAUUGUAGAUGGACUUUAGGGAACCUUAAGUGGAGCUUUAAAGGGAAUUAAUAAAAUAAAUUUAGUUUUUUAUUCAACAAUAAUUGCCUACUAUUUAAUAUGCAUUCCAUUAGUUAGUUUCUUUACAUACUCAUGGGGAUUAGACUAAGGAGUUCUUGGUAUUUGGUAGGGCUUCGGAAUUUCGAAUCUCAUUCUAGCAAUAUUAGAUCUAAUAGUAUUAUUCACGACUGAUUGGGACAAGCAAUCAAGGAACAUAGUUAGAAGAGUGAAAUAAGAAAAUGAACUAUAAUUUAGCACUCUGGUUUAAUUGGAAGAUGACAAAGCCAAUAUUUGA